ACCCUUGUGAAGAGAAGAUCAUGUUCUGUUCUGCAUGACAGGAGGUGUUUUACUGCUGUCAUCUGAUUUGUGUGCCAUUCAUCCCCAGAGUCAGUGGAGAAGUGGCUGCACCGUGCACGGUUUAACACGGUUUCUCUGUUGUUAACACUUCAGGACCAGGAUAUUUAGGGUCAUAUAUCAUGCUGGCAGAAGGAAGCCCCCCUGAGGGUGUAAUGUGAAGCCGCUGUUGUUGUAUCGUGGCAGGAGUCAGUCACUGCAGUCCUCGGGUUUCAGACAAGGACAGCGUGUUUUGACGCGCAAGGACAGCGUGGUGUUUUCAUCUCGACGUAAAAUGUCGCAAUGCUUGAGGAUAAGAAUAUGAAUGGCUAUCUUGGAAGUACGAGUUUCAUGAUUGCGCAAGCUUCCUGGUUCGCGUGCAAAACAGCUGUUUGACGCCGUCUGCUGAGCGCGAGCUCGGACGCGACGCAAGGGGUUUGUUUCCCCUGCAGCUCCUUUUUUGGACGCGUCUUCCGGCCGAUGUUUCUCCGUGGCUGACCGUGCGUGGACAGCAUCAUGUGGCGGGCGCGGUGCCAGGACAGCGGGGUCGAUCCCGAGCGCGAGCGGCUCUGGGCCGAGCUCUUCGCGCAGCUGGAUCUGAACAAGGACGGACGGAUCGAUGUGAACGAGCUGCGCGUCGGACUCGCCGCGCGGGGGAUGUCGUGGAGCUCGGUGGAGGAGCAGAUUGUCCGAGCUGGAGAUGUUAAUAAAGACGGUCAGCUGGAUUUUGAAGAGUUCACCGAGUAUCUGCGUUCACAUGAGAAACGCCUCAGACUCAUGUUUCGCAGCUUGGACCGAAACAAUGAUGGUGAACUGGACGUGGGGGAGAUCCAGCAGUCGUUACACAAUCUCGGCGUGGACGUCACGCUGGAGCAGGCCGCCAAAAUCCUGCAAAGUAUGGAUAAAGACCAAUCCAUGACCAUCGACUGGUUCGAGUGGCGAGAUCACUUCCUGUUCAACCCUCUGCUCAACAUGGAGGAAAUCGCUCAGUACUGGAAACACUCGGUGAUGUUGGACAUCGGGGAGCAUCUGACGGUCCCAGACGAGUUCUCGGAGAAGGAGAAGCAGUCAGGGUUCGUGUGGAGGCAGCUGAUGGCAGGAGCCGUGGCCGGAUCGGUGUCCAGGACAGGAACCGCGCCGCUCGACAGACUCAAGGUCUUUCUGCAGGUGCACGGCCAGAGCUCUGAUAAAGGGACUGUGUGGCGUGGUCUGCGUGCGAUGGUGAAGGAGGGCGGCCUCGCUGCGCUGUGGAGAGGGAACGGCAUCAAUGUCCUGAAGAUCGCACCAGAGACAGCCAUCAAAUUCAUGGCCUACGAGCAGAUUAAACGCUUGAUGAGAGGCAGUAAAGAGGGAGGAACUCUGAAAGUUCAGGAGAGAUUCGUCGCUGGAUCACUGGCUGGAGCUACAGCUCAAACUGUCAUAUACCCGAUGGAGGUGCUGAAGACCCGUCUCACUCUUCGUAAAACAGGACAGUAUUCAAGUGUGGCAGACUGUGCCAAGCAGAUCCUGCAGAAGGAGGGCGUUCUGGCCUUUUAUAAAGGAUACCUGCCCAACAUGCUGGGCAUCAUCCCGUACGCUGGCAUAGACCUCGCCGUCUACGAGACGCUGAAGAACGCCUGGCUGCAGCGGUACUCGGAGGGCUCGCCCGACCCGGGCGUCCUGGUGCUGGUGGGCUGCGGGACCGCGUCCAGCACCUGCGGACAGCUGGCGUCCUACCCGCUAGCUCUCAUCCGAACACGCAUGCAGGCGCAGGCGUCAGUGAAGGGAGCUCCUCAGUUGUCCAUGCUGACCCUCUUCAGGAGUAUCGUGGCACAGGACGGAGUGGUGGGUCUCUAUCGAGGCAUCGCUCCCAACUUCCUCAAGGUCAUCCCGGCGGUCAGCAUCUCAUACGUCGUCUACGAGCACAUGAGGGCCCUGAUAUUCAGAUAUACAGGGUACGGCCCUCUGGAUGCGGUAAAAUGAACGUAUGUGUGAGCAUGUGCUUUACUGUGUGUGUGUGUGUGUGUGUGUGUUUAACCCAGUGCACACUACUGAACUCCAAAUGGGAAUGGACAAUAAACUAACUUCCUCGCUUUGAAUUUACAGUACAAUUGAAAGUGCCUCUGCUUGGAGAAGCAUGUAUGUUUUAUCUGUGCUCCAAUAAUACGCUUCCUCUACUGUACUGAAUCCCUGUGUGCUCCGAAAUCACCAUGACAACUAGUCAAGAGUUCUAGAAUCCUCAGCUGAAGAUUCCGUAGCUCAGAUUGAAUAGUUCACCCAAACAAAAUUAACAUUAGCUGGAAAUGUGAUCACAUUCAGCCCAUCUAAGAUGUAAAUGGGUUUGUUUUUUCAUGGGAACAGAUUUGGAGAAAUGUAGCAUUACAUCACUUGCUCAGCAAUGAUUGCUCUGCGGUGAAUGGGUGCCGUCAGAAUGGGAGUCGAAACAGCUGAUAAACACAUCACAGUAACCCACAAGUAAUCCACAGCACUCCAGUCCAUCAGUUAACGUCUUGUGAAGAGAAAAGCUGCGUGUUUGUAGGAAACAAAUCCAUCUUCAAAGAUUUUUUAAACUCAUCUCAAAAAAAAAAGUCAUCUCAUCUGGUUCAGGAGAUACAUAUGCACAGAUUUAGCAGGAUUUAUAGGUGAAAACAGUCCAGUUCUAAUAAACACACAGCUUGGACUAUUGGAGCUUGGAUUAUUGUGAUGUGUUUAUCAGCUGUUUGGACUCUCAUUCUGACGGCACCCAUUCACUGCAGAGGAUCCACUGGAUUUACAAAUAACAAUUUACAUCUUUGAUGGCCUAAAGGUGAGUACACUUUUAGGAAAUUUUCAUUUUUGGGUGUUCAUUUUCUAUUCCUUUAACUGAUUCUAAAAUCCUGAACUGCGUCCCAAUUUGUACAUUAUCUACCCUUAAAUGGCAUUAAGUCUCACUCAUGAAACAUUUUCGUUUUAUAAAUUUUUUAAGAUGGACAAUAAUUGUGCCAAAGGCAUUUUUUUUAGUGGAAUUGCAUCCAUGCAUGUUUUUUUUAAUUUAUUUCAACUAAUAUUGUCCCCCAUUAGUAUAACAUUUUUGAUGGUUUUCUUUUGACUGUUUCAGGUAAAGAAAAGUAUCGAGGAAUGCAAGGCAGAAGUUGCCACAGCAGUUUUAAAGUGUACUGGAUAUGAUUUUAACAUUAGUUAUUUUAAGGUUAGGAAUGUAGCUAGAUACUAACGUUAUAAAGCAAACAGUAGAUGGGUGGCAUACUAUCUUACUACAAACUCAGAAGUACUUUUACUUUCUACUUUGUACAUUCAGUGUGUAGUGUAGGCAUCUGAAUUGGGACGCAGCCUUGGAGUUCAGUUUAUAUAUCUGUUAUCCUCAAUGCAUGAGAGACUGCAGGCUACGGUUUGGAGCAGAAAGCCUUAUGGGUGUUUGUUUUUGUGAUUUUUGACUCAUAGAACAAUAAGACUAAGCAAAAAAUGGACUUUCUGAUAGUGUUACUUCUACUGUAGGUCAACGCUCUGUGUUUUAUCAUUGACUGAGUUAAUAUGUUCAGAUAAUAUAUUCAGAUUUGUAUGUGUUACAAUAAAAAAAUAUUCCGUACAGAAUCUGCAACCACACGUUUCUUUAGGAUUCAAGCAUUAUUUGUUCACAAAAUUCUAUCCAAGUUCAAGUCUCAAAAUUAGAUUUUUUUUUUUUGCACUAAUAUGCUACUGCAGAACUAAAUGUUCACAACACAAACUUGUAGUAAAUAUAUAUGUAUUUAAAUGCUCUAUUCUUUAUCUUCUGGGAAAACGGACCAAAAAUAAUUAUGACGUCAACAUGCACCCACAGAUUCUAUUCAAUCAAUUGCUCUCAAGAACAACAAUGUUCCUCCCACGUAUUCAGCUGUGACAGACACUGGCUAUUUCAAUAAUAGUUAUUUACUGAACUAAUUAUGCUAUCUGCUUCCAAUAAAAGCUAUAUUUGCCAUGUUUACAUCCAUUCUGCAAAAUAUACCCACAAUUAGUGGGAAGUGUGAAAAAAUAUUUCGUUUGGUUUUGUAUGCAUACAUUAUUAUUGUUGUUAUUUUGAUGUUAACGAAAAAUCAUGUAUUGUCAUUAUAUAUUUUUGCUGUCCUUCCGUGUGUUUUUAUUUGAAAAGAAACUAAAGCAAAUUACUGAAUGCAUGUACGAGAAUGUAUGUAAAUUAAAUACAAUUAAACAGUU
Carassius auratus (goldfish) is the source of this 4203-nucleotide messenger RNA. RefSeq names its product calcium-binding mitochondrial carrier protein SCaMC-3-like. NCBI's taxonomy places the organism in Eukaryota, Metazoa, Chordata, Actinopteri, Cypriniformes, Cyprinidae. Gene Ontology annotation, molecular function: calcium ion binding. Gene Ontology annotation, biological process: transmembrane transport. The record is from RefSeq and is a predicted model, not a curated record. The transcript has 11 exons. Bases 553 to 1998 code for a protein of 481 amino acids.